This is a messenger RNA of Gastrolobium bilobum, 915 nucleotides long. Its product is annotated as syntaxin-124-like. The record is from RefSeq and is a predicted model, not a curated record. Lineage: Eukaryota; Viridiplantae; Streptophyta; Magnoliopsida; Fabales; Fabaceae. Bases 1 to 915 code for a protein of 304 amino acids. Gene Ontology annotation, molecular function: SNARE binding; SNAP receptor activity. The transcript has a single exon. Gene Ontology annotation, cellular component: endomembrane system; SNARE complex; plasma membrane. Gene Ontology annotation, biological process: vesicle fusion; intracellular protein transport; exocytosis.
AUGAACGACCUAUUCUCAAGCUCCUUCAAAAAAUACAGUGACUUGAAGGAGCAGGCCUACAUUGAUGAUGUGGAGGCUGGGAAGGAAAGUGUCAAUCUCGAUAAAUUCUUUGAAGAUGUGGAGAAUGUAAAAGAAGACAUGAGACUAGUUGAGAAGCUCUAUAGAAAAUUGCAAGAGGCUAAUGAAGAAAGCAAAAUCGUCCACAAUGCUAAAACCAUGAAAGAUCUUCGAGCAAGGAUGGAUAAAGAUGUUGAGCAGGUCCUUAAACGUGUUAAAAUCAUUAAGGGCAAGCUUGAAGCUUUAGAGCGUUCCAAUGCAGCUAACAGAAACAUUCCAGGGUGUGGUCCAGGUUCUUCAGCUGAUAGAACGAGAACUUCAGUGGUUGGUGGCUUGGGGAAGAAACUCAAGGACAUGAUGGAUGAUUUUCAAGGGUUAAGAGCAAGAAUGCAACUGGAGUACAAGGAAACAGUGGAACGCAGGUAUUUCACAAUAACAGGAGAGAAGGCAGAUGAAGAAACUAUAGAGAAUUUGAUAUCAAGUGGAGAAAGUGAAAAUUUUCUUCAGAAAGCAAUUCAAGAACAAGGGAGGGGUCAGAUAAUGGACACCAUAUCAGAAAUUCAAGAAAGACAUGAUGCUGUUAAGGAAAUAGAGAAAAACUUAAUUGAGCUACAUCAGGUUUUUUUGGACAUGGCAGCUCUUGUUCAAUCUCAAGGCCAACAACUCAACAACAUAGAGUCUCAUGUGGCUCAUGCUAGUUCUUUUGUUAGACGAGGCACAGAGCAACUUCAUGAAGCCAGAGAGCAUCAAAAGAGCUCUAGGAAGUGGACCUGCUAUGCCAUAAUUCUUGGUAUUGUCCUUGUUGUUGUGCUCCUGUUUCCUCUCUUGUCAUCAGUUUUACCUCACUUGUUACUAUGA